This is a messenger RNA of Dunckerocampus dactyliophorus (ringed pipefish), 1564 nucleotides long. Its product is annotated as guanine nucleotide-binding protein G(q) subunit alpha-like. Gene Ontology annotation, biological process: action potential; adenylate cyclase-modulating G protein-coupled receptor signaling pathway; phospholipase C-activating dopamine receptor signaling pathway. The record is from RefSeq and is a predicted model, not a curated record. Gene Ontology annotation, molecular function: G protein-coupled receptor binding; GTPase activator activity; guanyl nucleotide binding. The transcript is spliced from 8 exons. The coding region runs from base 478 to 1557 and encodes 359 amino acids. Lineage: Eukaryota; Metazoa; Chordata; Actinopteri; Syngnathiformes; Syngnathidae. Gene Ontology annotation, cellular component: heterotrimeric G-protein complex.
UGAGGUUUUUACAGCAGAGGGUGUCUCCCCACAACGUGGAGCCUCCUUCCGUGUCUAAUUGUCGUCUCAAACGUGGGUGACAUCUGUCCAUAGUUGUCUGCUUGUUACCGGAAAUGAGUUAAUGUAAUCGAGAAGAGCUCAUACCGCUUCCCAUCAGAGAGCUGCCCCUCCGUCACAUGCUGCCUCUCCAGGACGUCUACUUCACAGCUCCAUGAGCCGCGUUCAAGACACAAAACAAAGCCCUGGAUCUCGUUUUUUUUGUUUCUUCUCUUAUGGACACACACGUUUUGGGUUUAUUUUCUUUUUUUUAAAUGUAAUGGCGCCAUGAAGUGAAACUCCGCCACCGCCAUAUUCAUCAAAUCCACCACACCCGUCAACAACAGCGCGCGACUCUCUAAAAACUUCAAAUUUAACUUUAACGACUUAAUUUUCUACAAAAAACAAGGACUAAGGGAGGUGACGUAUUUGCCGGGCACGAUGACCCUGAUGGCGGCGCGGGCUUGUUGCCUCAGCCCAGAGGCCAAAGAGGCUCGCAGGAUCAACGACGAGAUCGAGAGGCAGCUACGCCGCGACAAGAGGGACUCUCGACGGGAAUACAAGCUGCUCUUGCUGGGGACGGGCGAGAGUGGGAAAAGCACCUUCAUCAAGCAGAUGAGGAUCAUCCAUGGCCGUGGAUACUCGGACGAGGACAAGAGGGCGUACACGAGGCUGGUCUACCAGAACAUCUUCACCGCCAUGCAGGCCAUGAUCCAGGCCAUGAAGAUGCUGCGGAUCCCCUACAAGUAUGAACACAACAAGGCCAACUGCAGUAUUGUCAGCGAGGUUAAUGUGGAGACAGUGACAACAUUUACAAAACCAUAUGUGGACGCCAUCAAGAGCCUGUGGGCCGAUCCGGGGAUUCAGGAAUGUUACAAUCGGAAGAGGGAAUACCAGCUCUCGGACUCUGCCAAAUACUAUCUGAAUGACUUGGAUCGGAUCGCCGACACUGCGUAUUUGCCCUCUCAGCAGGACGUGCUAAGGGUCAGGGUGCCCACCACGGGUAUCAUCGAGUACCCCUUUGACCUGGAGAACACGGUGUUCAGGAUGGUGGAUGUGGGUGGGCAGCGCUCUGAGAGGAGGAAGUGGAUUCACUGCUUUGAAAAGGUGACCUCCAUCAUGUUUCUGGUGGCGCUCAGCGAGUACGACCAAGUCCUUGUGGAGUCCGCCCAUGAGAACCGGAUGGAGGAGAGCAUGGCCUUGUUCCGGACUAUCAUCACCUACAAGUGGUUUGAAGAGUCCUCAAUCAUCUUGUUCCUGAACAAGAUCGAUUUGCUGGAAGAGAAAAUCAUGCAUUCGCAUUUGGUCGACUACUUUCCUGAAUACAACGGUCCCCAGCGGGACGUCAAAGCGGGCCAGGAGUUCAUCUUGAACAUGUUUGUCAACCUCCAUCCUAACCGCAAAAAGCUCAUCUACUACCACUUCACCUGCGCCACCGACACGGACAACAUUCGCUUUGUCUUCCGCGCGGUCAAAGACCACAUCCUGCAGGGCAACCUCGAAGACUACAACCUGGUUUAAAGCUGCC